This is a messenger RNA of Rhodotorula toruloides NP11, 1788 nucleotides long. Its product is annotated as F-box domain-containing protein. The record is from RefSeq and is a predicted model, not a curated record. Gene Ontology annotation, molecular function: DNA binding; protein binding. The transcript has 2 exons. Lineage: Eukaryota; Fungi; Basidiomycota; Microbotryomycetes; Sporidiobolales; Sporidiobolaceae. Bases 1 to 1788 code for a protein of 595 amino acids.
AUGACCGUCUCACUGCCACCCGAACUCGUCACCCUCUGCCUCCAGCAACUCGACCCAAGCGAUCCCUCCACCGUCCCCACCCUCCUCGACGCCUCGCUCGCCUCGCGAUCCUUCAAGUCCCUCGCACUCGCACCCUUGCUCUGGAAGCCCAUCGCCGACGAGACCUACCACCGACAUCGCCCUCCCUCAUCCGCCGGCCCCUCAUUCGAACACGAUGCCUUCGAGUACUUCCGCCAACGAGCAGCCAAGGACCUCCGCGCUCGCUCGAUCGUCCGCGAACUCGCGACACAGUCAACCAAGCGUCUCGCGAAGAUGGAAGAGCUGCGCCGACUCGGCUCAGACGUGAUUGAGAACCGGUUGUGGAGGCCUGAAGAGUUUACGGAGGAGAAACGCCCCUCGAAUUGGCUUUGCUUGCAGUAUUGGGCGAGGGAAAGUCGCAAGGCGCUCUUGAGGGAGGAGGCGGUCAGGGUGUGGAGGGAGAUUGCGCUGAGGGACGUCAGGGGCGAAGAAGCGGACGACGAUUUCGAGCGAGGGAUGAAUGCGUUCGGCGCGUUCAGAGGUUACGACCCCAUGGUUAUCCCUCGUGAACGGUUCGACGUGUCGAAUCACCCGCGACUCGUCGAGGCGACCUCGCACCCUCCGUUCGAAGGCUCGAAGCGGCUCGAGUGGAUCGCCCGCGAGGCCUACGAGUACGCCCGCUCGAUCGGCCUCAAGCCAGCCAUCGAGGGCGCCUACCACAACCUCGACUGCCAGUACGUCGAGUCGGUCUGGAAUCGCGCCGCGGGACCGUCGGCGCAGAACCACGGCACGCUGCCGAUGACUUUGGUCGGCAUCUACUGCUCGCUCGUCCGCCGCCUCCCUAUUGCCCGCGAGCUCAAGAUCCGUGUUCGACCAGUUGGUUUCCCCGGAACGGUCCUCGCAGCCCUUGCAUACGAAGGGAGCGAUGAAUGGACCUACAUCAACGUCUUCUCGUCCGGCAAGAUCCUCUCGCGCGACCGGUUGCUCAGCCUCCUCGGUGCGAUGGGCCAAGCAGGCGAGACGCACUUUCUCGAGUCCGCCUCGGCACGGGAGAUGUGCCUCCGAGUCGCUCGGAACAUCCUCACGGCCGUCCGGACGGGCGAACAAGCGCCCGGCAUUCCCCUCGCGCACGAGACAGCCAUUGCAGCGCUCUACUCCGUCUCUCACGCCCUCUUCAUCCUCACCAACCCGCAACUCUUGCUCGGGAAUGAGCGGACGGCGCUCGACCGCGACGUCGACCAGUACUUUGAGUGGAUGUGCUCGCUCAUCCAGAGCGAGUUUCCCCUCGACGUGCACUACCUCGAGUCCGCCCUGCCUGUCCUCUCGGCGGACGUCAGGCCGCGGAUCAGCGUCUUGUGCGAGGCGAUCAGGGAGGAAGACGCGGCGAACAAGGAGCAGAAACUUGUGAACGGGGACAUCAAGUGGCCUAUCGGGCACGUCUUCCGACACCGGCUGUUCCGGUACGUCGCGGUGGUACGAGGGUGGGACUACAAGUGCGAGGCGAGCGAGCAGUGGAUCCGCCAAAUGCGCGUCGACACCCUCCCUCACGGUCGCAACCAGCCCUUCUACCACGUCGUGGUCGACGACGGCUCGGCACGCUACGUCGCGCAAGAAAACGUCACCGAUACGCCCAUCGACGACGACGAAGUCGAUCGUUUCCUUACCAACGAGGGGUUUGGUCGGUACUUCCGCAAACGGGAGAGGAGGGAGGACGGGAGGUGGACUUUUGUGGCAAGCGCGGAGGUUGAGGCGGAGUACCCGGACUCGUGA